GUAAUCGCAUUAUCCGGCAUUUCGCUGUGACCGCGCAGUCAGAGAGAGCAGCCAUGCCCGAGCCGGCCAAGUCCGCCCCCGCGCCCAAGAAGGGCUCCAAGAAGGCGGUGACCAAGACGCAGAAGAAGGGCGACAAGAAGCGCAAGAAGAGCCGCAAGGAGAGCUACUCCAUCUACGUGUACAAGGUGCUGAAGCAGGUGCACCCCGACACGGGCAUCUCGUCCAAGGCCAUGGGCAUCAUGAACUCCUUCGUCAACGACAUCUUCGAGCGCAUCGCGGGCGAGGCCUCGCGCCUGGCGCACUACAACAAGCGCUCCACCAUCACCUCGCGGGAGAUCCAGACGGCCGUGCGCCUGCUGCUGCCCGGCGAGCUGGCCAAGCACGCCGUGUCCGAGGGCACCAAGGCCGUCACCAAGUACACCAGCUCCAAGUAGGGCGCCUCGGACCGUCAAUUUUAACCCAAAGGCUCUUUUAAGAGCCACCAAUUUUUUCAAUAAAAGAGCUGAAUCAA
Messenger RNA from Melospiza melodia melodia, 511 nucleotides. Its product is annotated as histone H2B 1/2/3/4/6. The record is from RefSeq and is a predicted model, not a curated record. Gene Ontology annotation, cellular component: nucleosome. The coding region runs from base 54 to 434 and encodes 126 amino acids. NCBI's taxonomy places the organism in Eukaryota, Metazoa, Chordata, Aves, Passeriformes, Passerellidae. The transcript has a single exon. Gene Ontology annotation, molecular function: DNA binding; protein heterodimerization activity; structural constituent of chromatin.